Musca vetustissima is the source of this 1512-nucleotide messenger RNA. RefSeq names its product vesicular glutamate transporter 1-like. The transcript is spliced from 7 exons. Lineage: Eukaryota; Metazoa; Arthropoda; Insecta; Diptera; Muscidae. The record is from RefSeq and is a predicted model, not a curated record. The coding region runs from base 1 to 1512 and encodes 503 amino acids. Gene Ontology annotation, molecular function: transmembrane transporter activity. Gene Ontology annotation, biological process: monoatomic anion transport; transmembrane transport. Gene Ontology annotation, cellular component: plasma membrane.
AUGUGUAACGUCCAAGCCCGCACAGUCCUGUGGUAUCUGGUAUUUUUCGGUUUUGCUCUGAAUUAUAUGAUACGCAUCAAUUUGAAUAUUGCCAUAGUGGAAAUGGUGGUGCAGGCCAACACCCGUUCUCUGGGCAAAAAUGUACAAAGAGCAGCAGAUCAUCAAUUAGUUUCAAGCACAUAUGAGGACCGGAGUGUUACUAAUAGCUCCAAUGGACUCAUUUAUUUUAAUAUGGAACUGCCAGAAUUUUGGAAUGAAUCAGCAGAGCAGGUGACUUCCGAUCAACCCUCUGGUUUCAAUUGGAAUGAAUACGAACAGGGUCUGGUAUUGGGCUCAUUUUUCUGGGCCCAUUGGAUAAGCCAAAUACCAGGAGGUAUCUGGGGUAGAAAAUAUGGUACCAAAUUGGUAUUUGGUCUCGCCAAUGGCAUCGGAUGUUGGUUGUGUUUUCUAAUACCAGCUGUCGCACAUUGGGAUUAUAGGGCCCUUAUUGUACUAAGGGUAGUACAAGGCCUUGUGGCGGGCCUCGCCUGGCCCUCGAUGCAUGUGCUGACCGGCAAAUGGAUACCGCCCAAUGAACGCAGUAAAUUUGUGACGGCCUAUUUGGGUAAUUCGGUGGGUGUGGCUGCCUUCUAUCCUCUAUUUGGUUUCGUAAUGCUUUGGGCCUCAUGGCCAUGGGUUUUCCAUAUCUCUGGUAUUUUGGGUAUCUUGUGGUGGUUGGGAUGGCAAUAUUUUGUAUAUGAUUCGCCAGCUCAACAUCCUCGAAUAAGUGCUUCGGAGGUUACCUAUAUUGAAAAGUCAUUGGGUGAAAGUGUGGAUAAUGAGACCAAUGUUCGAACCCCAUGGAGGGCAUUACUACUCUCACGACCCGUAUGGAUGAAUGUCAUCGCCCAAUGGGGUAGCAUAUGGGGUCUAUUUACGCUGAUGACCCAGGCUCCCACAUAUUUUCGGGUACUACACAAUUGGAAUAUUCAAACGACUGGUAUAUUAUCGGGUUUGCCUCACUUGAUGCGAAUACUCUUUGCUAUUGGAUUUUCCUUCUUUGUCGAUUAUCUGCUGAAGACGGAGAAAAUGAGCCGUACGAAUAUUCGAAAAUUGGCAACAACAUUUUGUUGCAUCAUCAAAGGUUUGGUCGUUGUAAUCCUGGCCUAUUUCGGACAGAAUGCCACGGCGGCCAUUGUCCUCUACAGUGUGGCCACAAUGUUUCAUGGUGCAGUGUCAUCGGGUUCCUUGGCCUCUAUGGUAGAUAUAACACCAAAUUUUGCCGGCAUUGUAAUGGGCCUGAGUAGUAUGAUUGGUGUACUGCCGGGUUUUAUAUCACCCUAUAUUGUGGGUCUGAUAACGCUGGAUAAUCAAACCUUUGAAGCCUGGAAAUAUGUCUUUCUCCUUGCGGCCUCCAUGCUAUUGGGCAGUGGCAUCCUGUAUGUGGCCUUUGCCGAUUCGACACUACAAAAAUGGAAUGAUUAUAAGGCACGAGAGAUCAGUGAUGAGGAAUCUGCGAGUGAGGUUAGAUAG